Molecule: messenger RNA, 1028 nt
Organism: Cryptomeria japonica (Japanese cedar)
Lineage: Eukaryota; Viridiplantae; Streptophyta; Pinopsida; Cupressales; Cupressaceae
Product: calmodulin-like protein 2
Exons: 2
Coding region: 189-662 (157 amino acids)
Molecular function (GO): calcium ion binding
Source: RefSeq, a predicted model, not a curated record
AUGCAUGCAUGCACAAAAAGCAAUUUAUUGUGAACAACUAUCGAUAGAAUCCAUGAACCUCUAUAAAAGACUACCUUACUGUGCUGUUUGAAACACGCACAAUCUGCAGGUUGGAGAAGGAGCUUUAUUUAUAUUGAGGCCGUCUGCAUAUUGUAAUAUUGAAGAACAGGCUACAGUAUCCAAAAAGAAUGGGCGAUCUGGAUGAAAUUCGUAAAGUGUAUGAGAUGUUGGAUGAAAAUGGAGAUGGAGUGGUGAGCGUGGGUGAAGUAUGUGGAUUCAUGAAAAAGCUCGGAAUAUCAAUGUCGGAAGAUGAUGUGAAAUCUUUAGUGGUGAAGAAAGCUGUUGAAGAGGAUUGUUGCAGUCUUCGAUUUGAGGAAUUUGUUGAGCUUUAUCGAUCCAUUCUCAACAAGCAUGAAGAUGGUGAAGAAAAAGACGAGUCCAAGGAUUUGAUGGAGGCGUUUAGGGUUUUUGAUGAGAACAAAGAUGGGUACAUUUCUUGUAACGAGCUUCAGAAGGUGCUGUUUACAAUGGGAUUGAUUCCGCAGGGGCAAGAUGCGCAAAACUGCCAGAAAAUGAUAAGCAGAUUUGAUUCAGACGGCAAUGGAGUUUUGGAUUUCUCCGAAUUCAAAAAAAUGAUGUCCUCUAAGAAGCCUUCUCCGUGAGGAAAGGUUGUUCAUUCUUGUCAGUUUUUAUGGUUACUGAAUAUGGUCACUGUAUUUUUUAUGGUAAAACGGUGCAUUUUGUAUGAGAAGUCACAUGUUUUUUUUUAUAUUCACUAUAGUGGAAUCUGGAGACAUGUUUGAAUGUUUGAGAAGAGUAAAUAUCAAUGGGAAAACCAGUCCCUUAAUAACCAAAAUAAAUACCAUUGUUAUAUUUCUUUUUUUUUUUUUUGUGAAGGAAAGAAUACUUUUCCUUAGAUUCUAGGGUAAAAUAGUAAGAUGUAUGGAUCUGAUUAAUUUAAUGGGUAUAUUUAAGUGUAUAUGUUUUUCAAAAUUAAAUGUUUGAAGUGUCGAAUUAAAUCUAAUAAA